AUGUCGUCAUCGGUCAGCUUCGCCGCCGAGGGGGACUUCGAGUCGCCUUACGUGAGUCCGCUCAUCCAGCCUGGCCAUCUGCUGUCCUGCGAAGAGCAUGAAGCGAUGUGCGCAGAGCAGGAGAUCCAGACGGCUGAGUGCGAUUUUGUUGCAGAUUUGGCCGGCCGACUGGGUGAGAUGCUCGCGCAGCAGCAUAUACAGACCUGCGAGCUGAUGCGGCAACGUCACGAAGAGGUCAUGCGAGCAUUCAGCGCUCAGAGCGACACGCUGGCUCGUAUGCAGACGCAGAAGAAAGUCCGUAUUCCACUGCGCCGCAAGGACUCAGAAAAAUCGAGUGGAACUUCCGCAUGUCGCUCUGGCUCUCCGCAGGUGAUCGUGUCGAGUGAGGACGUGGCCACAAUGGUCAACUACAAGCUUCGAAGCACCUCGGGGAGUAUCGGCGCUGGAACCGACUCCGACGGCUUCCCACAGGUGUCGAGUACGGGGGACGUGGUGCCUUUGAAGGCCAUCACAGAGGUCACGGAGGUAAAGCCAGAUGACGAGGACAGCGUCGUGAUGCCAAAGGAGCUGCCAGCAACCAAAAAAGUUCGCACAAUCAGUGGGCGGAAUGUCCCGAUGAAGCCAGCUCGGCCGACAUUCACACCGCAAUUGUUCAAGACCUUUUCGCAGACGGAGCUGAAGCUGCGUCGCGAUGCGCAGAAGGAGUCAAAGCGACACUCGAUGCAGACGAGGUCAGAGAGCAUGCCCACUGAGCCGCUUGAGAGCCGCUUGGUGAGGUGUGUGAAGGCGCCGGCCUUCGACGUCUUCUUCACGGCUGUAGUCCUCUCCAACUCGAUCUUCAUUGGAGUGGAGCUGCAAGUCUCGCUGUCGAACCCCGAUGGCACUCCGGUUCCCAUUGCCGUCAUCCAGUACACAUUUACCUUCUUGUUUCUGGCUGAGCUUCUUCUGAGAUGGGCGGCUGGUGGGACGAAAUUCUUCUGUGGUGAGGACUGGAUGUGGGGCUGGCUGGACCUGAUGAUUGUGCUGACCUCGCUUUGGGAGGUUGGCUUUGAGGCGUAUGCCUUCUUUGCACAAGGAACCGAAGGCGAUGGAGGCGGCCUGAAAAGUCUGACAAGUCUGAAGAUACUGCGGAUUGUACGCAUAACCCGCAUCGUGAAGGCCGCUCGGCUGAUCCGAAUCUUCCGAUUUGUGAUGGCAUUUCGGCUGCUGAUUGCCUCGAUCAUUGCCACUUUGAAGUCGCUGCUUUGGGCGCUCAUGCUUCUCGCGUUGAUCAUUUAUGUCUUCGCCAUCCUGUUGACGCAGGCGGUGCACAGCUAUAAGGCUGACACUGACAAUGUUCCUCUAUCACCAGCGGACGACGAUGCGAGUGAUCGCUAUUUCGGAUCCCUGGCGCUGACGAUGCUGAGCCUUUUCAUGAGCAUCGCCGGCGGCGUGAGCUGGGAACAGGUGUUGGCACCGCUCAGUGCGAUGUCCGAAACCUGGAUUUGGAUCUUUCUGUUCUACAUAUCGUUCACCUACUUUGCCGUGUUGAAUGUGGUUACGGCAGUUUUCUGCCAGAGUGCCAUUGAUGGUGCUCAGAACGACCACGCUUCCAAAGUGCAUGCGAUCCUGGCCAACAAGGAGGCGCACCUUGGCAAGAUCAACACCUUGUUCAGCAAGUUCGGUGCUGAAGAUGGUGUCAUCACUUUCAAGAUGUUCCAGGACAAGAUCAACUCGGUGGAAGUGCGUGAGUACUUCCAGACCUUGGGGCUCGACGUCUGGGAUGCAUGGUCUUUUUUCAAGCUCCUGGACAAGGAUUCCGGCGGCGCUGUCGAAAUUGAAGAGUUCCUCAUGGGUUGCUUGCGGCUGCGAGGUCAAGCCACAGCAAUGGAUGUCGGCAAGAUUAUCAAUGACCAACAGUGGCUUAUGAAGACGCAGGGCAAGUUCAAUGCCUACAUGGAAGUUGAGCUGAACCAGAUCAAGGACCAGCUGACGAUCCUGACCGGGGUCAACUGCCACUCCGAUGAGCACAUCGGCUGGAUCUUCGAAUCGCACCAUCUCGGUUCUGGAGUCCCGAAGGAGGUGGGAGCAGAAAUGGACGCCAGAGCGCCAGAGUCCGAAGGCUUCUUUCUGACGGAUCACAGGUCGAAAGCUUUUCUCUCCGGCUUUUUUGCAGCUCUGCGUGGUGAGUUGGCCGGCCACUUCCAGAUGGUCGUCUUUCUGCAUGGGCGCGGCGACACCGGUCACAACAUGUUGCCAGUGGUCUCCGCCCUGGCCUCCGCGAUUCCGACGGCCCGCUUUUGGCUCCCGACGGCACCCCGAAACGAGCAGGGGCGCACCUCUUGGUAUGAGACGGACAGCGCAGGACAGUUUGACCAGCGCAUCUACGAACUACGCCGUCAGCUCAUGGCGCGAGUUCAGAUGGACUGCCAGCAGCUUGGUCUACAACUGUCGCAGGUUGCUUUCGCUGGCUUUUCCCAGGGCUCCAUGAUCGCUGCCCUUGCAGGGCUCGAGGCUCCGAGCGCCUGCGCUGGCUUGGGUGUGCUGUGCGGCGGAGUUCCCUGGGACCUACAGCUCAGAGAUGCUUCGCGUGACGUGCCAAUUCUAUUCGUGGCUGGCGGCUGCGACAGGACGGUCACCGCCGAAACUACACGCAUUGCCAAGGAGAGACUUCUUGAGCUCGGCGUACGAAAAUUGCAGUACACUGAGCUGCCAGAGCUAGCGCACGAGAUCUCCAGCGAGGUUGUUGAGAUGAUGAAGGAGUUUCUGGCCGGCUGUUUGCCGUGCCAGGCUGCCCAGGACGGAGCAGCCCUGCACAUUCCUGAAGGGAUGCAGGUCCUCCUCCUCGGCACAUCAGGCGACUCUGAAAGUCGAGGAGUUGUCGAGAGUUUCGAGGAAGGUGACGAGAAGUAUUGGAUUCGGAUGCCGAGCGGCGAUCGAAAGCUUCUCCACCCGUCGGGCUUCGUUCAAGGCCUGCAAGUGCAGUUGCUUCCAGCAGGCUUCGGCGAGAGCCCAGGCACCAUGGCCAGCUUGCUUGACCUGGAGCUUGGGGCAGACGGAGGAGCCAGUGCAUACCUCGUGCAGGAAUGUCCUGGCGAUGGUGUAGAUGCAGCGGGACCUGUUCUUCGCGUAAGUCCGCACAGGGUCCUGCUGCCCUUGGGAUGCGUUGUCCGGCUGGGCGGUUUGGACACAGGGCCUGCCAGGCUUCGGCCCUUGGCCGGGCGUCGAGCAGCGCUGCGAGGAGCUCUGGCUGAUGGCCGUCGGCUGCUGGCGGUCGAAGGUGAGUCGGCUCCCGUUCGCUUGCUUCCGCGGCAGCUGCUGCCAUGA
Symbiodinium sp. CCMP2592 is the source of this 3306-nucleotide messenger RNA. Lineage: Eukaryota; Dinophyceae; Suessiales; Symbiodiniaceae. The record is from the annotation of a GenBank genome assembly.